This is a messenger RNA of Alligator mississippiensis (American alligator), 1371 nucleotides long. It is a transcript of the gene TAF13, whose product is annotated as TATA-box binding protein associated factor 13. Lineage: Eukaryota; Metazoa; Chordata; Crocodylia; Alligatoridae. The coding region runs from base 64 to 438 and encodes 124 amino acids. Gene Ontology annotation, cellular component: transcription factor TFIID complex. Gene Ontology annotation, molecular function: protein heterodimerization activity. Gene Ontology annotation, biological process: transcription by RNA polymerase II. The transcript is spliced from 4 exons. The record is from RefSeq and is a predicted model, not a curated record.
AGCAUCACCCGGAAGCUCUGCAGGCUAGGUCGGAAGUGGCGCGCAGCAGGCGGGCCGGGCAUCAUGGCCGACGAGGAGGAGGACGCGCCGUUCGAGGAAGACGCGGAGGAGGCGGGUGGCGGCCUGGACGGCGGGCAGGGCAAGCGCAAACGCCUCUUCUCCAAGGAGCUGCGCUGCAUGAUGUACGGCUUCGGGGACGACCAGAACCCCUACACCGAGGCCGUGGACAUCCUGGAGGACCUGGUCAUCGAGUUCAUCACGGAGAUGACUCACAAGGCCAUGUCAAUCGGGCGGCAGGGUCGUGUUCAAGUUGAAGACAUCGUCUUUUUGAUCCGCAAGGACCCACGGAAGUUUGCCAGAGUUAAAGAUCUCUUGACAAUGAAUGAAGAACUCAAACGGGCCAGGAAGGCUUUUGAUGAAGCCAACUAUGGAUCUUGAUAACUUGCCUUUGUGUGGUGCAAAGACGGUAUGUUCCUGGGGACUACCCAUUAUUAGGUACCUACCAAAAUCACAGAAGUGGGCUGCACAGCAGCUCCUUUAAUUUUGGUGUUUCCCCCUUUUCCCUCCUGCCCCUGUUGCUGAUUGACCUGAUGGUGCUUCUGCUUGCUGCUGACUGGCAGUGUUUUUGCCUCCCAGCCAUAUUUAAAACUGGUUUUCUCCUCUCUGCCAAUAAGGAGCAAGCAUUCGGGUACCUUUACCAAUGGGGGAUGGGGCGUAUGGAGGGUGUGGGGGCACACAGGGGAACCUGCAAAAUUUCACUGUGAUUUUUGGUAGGUCCCUGCCCACUUAAAACCUUGCCUGCCAUUAUCCUUAACCAUGUUGGCAAUGAUUCCAUCCCUCCUUUCCCCAAAAAACCAGAAAAAUUAACGAUAACUGCUUUGGGGAUUUUUAGGCCAUCUAAGUACUAGGGUAUCUUCUAUGCUCUUAAGCCUUAACUGGCCCUUUAGAGUUGUCUGUGAAACUAGUAGCUUUAUCUAAUUGCAUUUGUUGUUAAUUGGAAUUUUUUGUACGUUAUUUUAAGACAUUUGGGGAGGUUGUCACUAAAGAGGACUAGAAAUUCUUAUUGCUCUCAUUUUGUAGCAACAUAUUCAAGUCAGGUAGCAGAUGACUAAAGCAGUAAAUAUGAACUGGGGUUGGUUUUUUGGGGGGGUUUUUUUGUUUGUUUACAGGUAUUCUGGUUCUCAUUAGCACAGAUGCUUUUAGAUCUCAGAUCCCACAAGUGGAUUUCAAAAGAGUGGGUGGAAAAAUUUUGUCUGGACAUGUUUGACCAAAUGUACUGUAUACCUCUCCAAGUACAAACUACUAGGAGUUUUGCUUUUCCAUGUCUCCCCCCUGCUGAUGGGUAUUUGAAUAAAAUGUUUUAACACAUCA